This is a messenger RNA of Myripristis murdjan (pinecone soldierfish), 4561 nucleotides long. RefSeq names its product fer (fps/fes related) tyrosine kinase (gene fer). Gene Ontology annotation, molecular function: ATP binding; non-membrane spanning protein tyrosine kinase activity. The record is from RefSeq and is a predicted model, not a curated record. The transcript has 21 exons. Bases 322 to 2796 code for a protein of 824 amino acids. Gene Ontology annotation, biological process: peptidyl-tyrosine phosphorylation. NCBI's taxonomy places the organism in Eukaryota, Metazoa, Chordata, Actinopteri, Holocentriformes, Holocentridae.
CCGCUAGCCGCUUUAGCUCGUGAGCCGGACGCCGUGAGGACGAGCCGCAGCCGCAGAAGAAGAACCAGAAGCCCCGCACGCGCCGCAAGCAUCCUGUCUGAGAGCCGGGUUCCUCCACACCGCCCUGAAGCCGCCCGCCCGUCAGCCCGUCACCCUGACCCGUCAGCCUGUCAGCCUGACCCGGACCGGGACCCGGACUGGACCCUGUGAGACCAUGCAGCCGUUCCCUGCUCGCCCUCGCCGUUAGAGAGAGAGAGUGUGUGUAGUGUGUGUGUGUAUGUGUGUGUGUGAGAGAGAGAUAGAGAGAGAGAGAGAUCCAGGAUGGGAUUUGGUCGGGAUUUGCGGAAUUCCCACGAGGGACUGCUCAAGCUGCAGGACUGGGAAUUAAAGCUGCUGGAGACGGUGAAGCGCUUCAUGACUCUGCGGGUGAAGAGCGAUAAGGAGUACGCCGCCCUGCUGCUGAGCCUGAGCCAGCAGAGCGAGCGGCCCGACACCGCCGACUACGUCAGCACCGUCAGCAAGUCGUGGGCGCAGGUGGUGCGUCAGACGGAGCAGCUGGGUCACGUGAUGCGUUCCCAUGCCGACGAGCUGAACUGCGGCCCGCUGCACCGGCUGGCGGCGCUGAUCCGCGACAAGCAGCAGGUGAAGAAGAGCUACCAGAACCUCCACCAGCAGCUGGAGAGCCAGCACCACAAGGUAACCAGGAGCGACCUGGACAAGCUGAAGGCGACGUACCGGCAGCUGAGCCGCGACGCCACCGCCGCCAAGGACAAAUACCGCGAGGCGCUGGCCAAAGGGCGGGAGGCGGAGCGUUCCCGCGAGCGCUACGACAAGGCGACGGCGAAGCUGCACAACCUGCACAACCAGUACGUGCUGGCGGUGCGCGGCGGCCGCCUGCAGCAGGACGAGCUGCGGCAGCGGGCGGCGCCCGGCCUGCUGGACGCCCUGCAGCGCAUGCAGGAGGACAUGACGCUCGCCCUGAAGUGCAUCCUGGAGGAGUACAGUGACAUCACCAGCCUGCUGACGGAGGAGAUCGUGGCGGUGCACGAGGAGAUCGCCGCGGCGAUCCAGCAGAUCGACCCGCUGGCCGAAUACGAGCGCUUCAUCGACGCUUACCGCUCGUCUGAAGCUCCGGAAGCGGCCGUGGAGUUUGACGUCUCCCUAUUGGACGACACCGAGAACCUGCCGGCCAAUGAGAUCGUCUGGAAUAAUCUGACAGCCGACAGCCUGCAGGCCAUGGCGGCGGCGGUGGGGGAGGAGCUGGCGCUGACUCAGCAGAACCUGCGGGCCAAAGAGACGCUGGUGGAGGAGCUGGAGAACAAAAUGUCGGAGUCGAGCCAGAACAGCAGCAGGAAGAGCGACUGCGUGCUGUUGCUGGGGCAGAAACUCUCCCUGCUGGAGCUGCGUCACGCCGUCCAAUCCCUGCGCAGCAACGAGGCGCGCCUCGCCUCCCAGAAGGCCUUGCUGGACGCCAAGAUGGCCGACGCGGCGGCGCUGGGCCGGGAGCCGCCUCCGGCGUUGCCGUACGAGGACGACGCCCGCUCCGUCGGAUCCACGGACAAGGUGAAGGAGCGCAGCUCCCGCUUCGACACGCUGCGCCACUCCCUGGCCGGGAUGAUCCGCUCGCCCAAGGCCAUGCUGGGCGGCUCCAGCUCGCAGUUCUUCGACGUGAUCCCGACGUCGGAGCGCCCCCUGGCGGAGCAGGAGUGGUACCACGGUGCCAUCCCGCGCACCGAGGCGCAGGAGUUGCUACGGCAACAGGGCGACUUCCUGGUGCGAGAGAGCCACGGCAAGCCGGGCGAGUACGUCCUGUCGGUGUUCUCCGACUCGCAGAGACGCCACUUCAUCAUCCAGUACGCCGACAAUCAGUACCGCUUCGAGGGGACAGGAUUUCCCAGCAUCCCUCAGCUCAUCGAGCAUCACUUCUCCACCAAGCAGGUCAUCACCAAGAAGUCGGCCGUGGUGCUGCUCAACCCCGUCGUCAAGGAUAAGAAGUGGAUCCUGAACCACGAGGACGUGCUGCUGGGAGACCUGCUGGGCAAGGGAAACUUCGGCGAGGUGUUUAAGGGCACGCUGCAGCGCGACAAAACGCCCGUCGCCGUCAAAACCUGCAAGGAGGAUUUACCGCCAGAGCUCAAGAUCCGCUUCCUGUCUGAGGCCAGGAUCCUGAAGCAGUACGACCACCCCAACAUCGUCAAGCUGAUCGGUGUGUGUACGCAGCGGCAGCCCAUCUACAUCGUCAUGGAGCUGGUGCCAGGCGGGGACUUCCUGUCGUUCCUGAGGAAGAAGAAAGACGAGCUGAAGACCAAACAGCUGAUCCGAUUCGCCGCUGACGCCGCCGCCGGCAUGACGUACCUGGAGAGCAAGAACUGCAUCCACAGGGAUCUGGCGGCGAGGAACUGCCUGGUGGGCGACGGCAGCGUCCUGAAGAUCAGCGACUUCGGGAUGAGCCGGCAGGAGGACGACGGCGUUUACUCGUCAUCAGGCCUCAAACAGAUCCCCAUCAAGUGGACGGCGCCGGAGGCCCUCAACUACGGGCGCUACAGCUCGGAGAGCGACGUGUGGAGCUACGGCAUCCUGCUGUGGGAGACCUUCAGCCUGGGGGUGUGUCCUUACCCCGGGAUGACCAAUCAGCAGGCCCGAGAGCAGGUGGAGAAAGGUUACCGGAUGUCGUGUCCGCAGCGUUGCCCGGAUGACGUUUACAAGGUGAUGCAGCGCUGCUGGCAGUACAACCCCGAGGAGCGGCCCAAGUUCUCCGAGCUGCAGCGCGAGCUCGCCGCCAUCAGGAAGAAGUAGGGCGGGGCAGCAGACUUUGUUUUGGACCGUUUUUUUUUUUUUGUUUUUUUUUUUCCCCAGCAGGAAGUGGGUGUGGCCAGCGAUGUGAAGAGGUUACCAUGUCCGUUUAGUUUGUAUUUAAAUGCUAACAGAUGCUAAAAACACGCUAUACACACGCCAAAAGCCGGCAUGAACAUCAUCAAACACGUUACAUGCCGUUGUUUUGUUUUGUUUUCUUUUCUUUUCUUUUCUUUUCUUUUUGUUUUUUUGUUUUGUUUGCCUGGCGAAGUGGGCGUGGCCAGCAGCUCUGAUGUGAAGAGGUUGGCAUGUAUGUAGCAUUUAGAUGCUAACAGAUGCUAAAAAGAUCAUCGGUGAAGUGAGAUUUCUUUUGGGUGGAAAAGGGGGCGUGGCCAGUGGGUGUCAACAAUGUGAAGUGGUCAUGUCAUUCGCUCAUUAAAUCACAUGACAAACGACCCAGAACAUGCAGGAAAACAUGCAAAACUGUUGGUCAGGGUCAGGUUUUCUGUUUGUUUGUUUAUUUCGUGGUUUUUGGUGCCAUUUUUGACAGGAAGUGGGCGUGGCCAGCAGGCGUGAAUGAUGUGAAGACGUUACCAUGUAUGUAGCGUGUGCAUUUAGAUGCUAAAAACAUGCUCUACUCUGCUAAAAACACCUCGUUAGUGUUUUCUCUCUUUUCUUACUUUGAUGUUUGGCAGGAAGUGGGCGUGGUCAGCAGUCAUCUGUGUUAUGUUUAUAUUAAAAUGUUAACAACAUGCUAAAGCUGGCAUAAAAAUGCUAAAAGAGCUUUCCUCUUGUGAGCAGAAGUGGGCGUGGCCAGCAGGUGUGAAUGAUGUGAGAAGCUAACAGACACUACAAACAUGCUAAGAACGACUGUAAACAUGUUUAAGAUAUUACAAGCACUUUUUUAAAAACAUUUUUUUCAUUAUUCAGUGACAAUUUUGAGAGAGAGGGCGUGGCCAGCAUGUGUGAGUGGGCGUGGCCAGUGGGCGUGAUCAAUGCUACAAGGUUAGAAUGUAUCUACUGUACCAUGCACAUGGUAAAAGACACAAAUGCUACAAAACUCUGUUCAUUUUUUCUCCACUGUUGGCUGUUUUUUUUUUUUUGUUUGUUUGUUUGUUUGUUUGUUUGUUUGUGUUUUUUGUUUUGCGGCGGCACGGCGGCGAGCCGUGCGAUUGAUGUCAAGAGGUUAGCUGGUAGAUUUAAUGUGUGUUUGGAUGCUAACAUGCUAAAACGUAGCCCCAGCAUGUCUUUAGCUUUGUUUUUGGCAGGAAGUGGGUGUGGCCAGCAGGUGUGAGCCAUGUGAGGGUUAGCAUGUAUGUAGCAUGUACAUGCUAGCUAACACUACAAACAUAAAAACGUGCAAAAAACAAAAUUAGCCCACCAGUGAACAAAAAAACUUUUCCCUCAUUUCAGCGCUGACUCUGGCAGGAAGUGGGCGUGGCUACCAGGUUGUCAUGACACUGAGAGAUUAGCGUGGAUGUAGCAUGCUUUUUUAGCAUCUAAAAUACAAAUACAAAAAUACAAAUACAAAAUAUAUGACAAUAUAUAUGUUUUUUCCUGAUGCUAAAGUAGCAUGUACUUGGCUUGCUACUUUAACAUCUGAGCGCUAACCUUUACAAGACAAACACAACAAAAAGCCAAAAAGCCUGAAAACCCGCAGCCGCAGAGCUAAAGUGUCGGCGGGGUCACAAGGUGCUAACGUGUUGUUUGGAUAAAUGCUAAUAACAUGCUAAAAUGCUGAAACAUGCUAAAAAAAAAAAAAAAAAAA